This is a messenger RNA of Rodentolepis nana, 2289 nucleotides long. NCBI's taxonomy places the organism in Eukaryota, Metazoa, Platyhelminthes, Cestoda, Cyclophyllidea, Hymenolepididae. The record is from the annotation of a GenBank genome assembly.
AUGGAUGUUGUCACAGCUGAAAGUCCUGGUGAUGAUUCGGGCUCAUCAUCAACUACUAACAAUGACGAAACGAACAUUUUGAAGGGUGAAAUUUCAAGCUCGGUUUUAGAAUCCGAUGUUGACUUAAGAGAAUACUCAAAACGCGUAGAAGAACAACUGAAAAGCUUAGAGGCGUCUGCCAUUUCUUCCUAUGUUCGAAUGGGACCGAACGUGACUGGAUUACAUGAGAAAAUAUCAACUUGUUGCAAGACUUUAGAGCACAUGGAGACGAUCCUAGCAAAUUUUCACCGAGAUCUUGGUAAUAUUAGUUCUGAUAUACAAGAUCUACAAAUUCAGUCAUUGAAUAUGCAGCAAAAGCUUCAGAAUCGCCAGGCCGUUCGAGGGGAACUGAGUCAAUUUCUAUCAGAUGUAGUUGUUUCUGAUACAGUUAUCCAACAUAUACUUUUGACUCCGGUCACUGAACAAGAUUUCGUAGACAAUUUACAUGAAUUGGAUCAUAAGCUGAAUAUUCUUGCUGAAUAUGGUGCUAUGGAUUAUCCAGCUUGUCAAGAUAUCGGUUCGCUUUUGACCAAGUUAAAGAUCAAGUCCAUAACACGAAUUCGCGACUUCCUAAUGGAGAAAAUUAGAGCUUUACGCAAGCCCAUGGCCAACUAUCAGGUUCUUCAGUCGCAGCUUCUUCGAUAUAGAUUUUUCUACAAAUUUCUUCUCGUUCAUGAAAGAGAGGUAGCCCGGGAAAUUCGAAUUAAUUAUCUCUCAACGAUGGAUAAAGUUUACUUUGCCUAUUUCAAAACCUACGCCGCAAAGUUACUUAAACUUCAGGCUGACAGCUCUUUAGAAAAGGAUGAGCUCGUGGGGAAGAAAUCUGAUGAGAUGAAUACCUGGAACCAAAAUCCGGCCCAGUCUGGGGCUUCCAGUACAUCUUCAAACGCCUCGACCCAACCCACGUCUCGUCCAGGCCAAUUUGGUCUUGGAGAUCGUGCUGAACGCCUUCUUACACGGGAAGGUCUUCAAGCUGCCAUCCUUCUGCCUCACGCUGCGUCGAAAAAUGAAGCCAAAUACCUAGUUGAGGAGGUUUAUCGAUCCAUUAACUAUGCCGUCUUAGAUACAGCCUGCAGGGAAUAUGUCUUCUUGGGAGAUUUCUUUCUACACAGUUUUGGUUCAUCCUUGUUGGGGUCAAACAAUGCCCCUAGUAGUGAACAAGUUGCUGCGUCGCUGUUUGAUAAAAUUUUUGGUCGAACUGUUGAAGCGCUGGAAAGUUCUAUUAUGCCUCAAUUGAUUCAUCUUGGACAAUACGAUCUGUUGGGUCUUCUACUUAGCAUUCAGCUUACACAUUUGAUGAUUGACCUGAUGAAGGAACGUGGAGUACCAGUACUAGAUAGCUACUGGUCUGGUCAGCUAGAUACGAUGUGGAGUGGUGUGCUGGAUCGUAUGGAGGCUCAUAUCACUUCCCUCCGGGCAUUGGACACGGCCCAAUUCGCCCAGGCUGCAGCUUUGCAUCUGCGCUCGAAACAUGGAAAUAGUGUAAAUGAGGCUGUUGGGGUGUCAAAUCUCUCACCUCGAGCUUACAGUCUCAUCAGACCGCACCCUGUGGCUCGUCGAUAUGCUGAACUUGCCGCCAGUUUGCAUUCAAUUGGUGGUGCGCUGUCUAUCCCAGAAACUAACGAGGAUGGAAGUGUGACGGUGGGUCAAACGGUUGGACAUAAGUUGGACGAUCGGGUUGUGUUGGCCCUGUCAAAAAUGCACAAGGAAUUCGAGGCUACUUGCUAUCGCCUAGCCAAAACUCUUCCACGCAACCGUCUUCGACUUGUCUUCCUCAUUAAUAACUUUGAUCUCAUUGUCACUGUUCUCUCGGAAAAGGGUGCCAAUAAUUCGCCUGAAGUUAAUCAAUGUCAAGAAGCCAUCGGAAUGUACACUACAGCCUAUAUCGACCAAGCCCUCAUACCCUACUUUGGCACCAUGAUCAACUUCAUUCAAAUGGUCGAGAAACGCGGUCCCACUGAGAGCGUGGACCAAAAUGAAGAAGGACUUGUCACCAGAGUAGUCAAGGGAUUCAAUAUCGACUGGAAAAACUCGAUCGAAAAAAUCAAUGGUGAAAUUAUGCUCGAGUUUGCAAAUUUCACACUUGGUACUCAAAUUUUCCACGCAUUGCUAUCUCAACUGGUUCAAGUAUACCAUCGUUUUCAGAAAGUGAUGACCCUUCCACCCUACAAGACGAUGCCGGUGAGAAAUCAGCUUGUCUCCAUCCACCAAAUUAUGAAUGAAAUCAAGGGAUUCAAAUCCAACUUUUGA